UGCACACUCACUGGGAAACUUCGUGGUUUUGGCGCCAUUAAUUUAUAGAUACGUUACUGGCUGUACUGGCUGCCAGAUGUCGUUGCCAACUGUUUUGUUAAAUUUGCGUUCAAACAAUGUUCUAGAAUGGCGGAUUAUAUCCUAGAGAACUCCGAAGAUAAACCGGUUCUAGUGUCAGAACCUACUGAAAUAAUGGACGAGCUUUCUGAGGAUGUUUUGCCAAUCGGCGCUGAUGAAACAACCAUCGUUUCACGUCCUGCAUUCAAAGUGACAGAUAUAUCGGAAGACGUACAGGCUGAAGCUAAUGAGUGUAGAAGUUUAUCAGAUGCUGGUGAAGCAAAAUCUCAUGAGCUGUCUUCUGUCUUAUUAAAUGCUGGUAAAACUACAGAACGGGAAGGCAACUGCUAUUGUGGAAAGGAUCGCAACAUGAAUAUAGUUGAACUGUUCUGUGCAACCUGUCUCCGUUGGUUUCAUGAAUCUUGUAUCAGUUACCAGCUGGGAAAACUAGUUCCCUUUAUGAUGAACUAUGUUUUUCUGUGCAAAAACUGUUCACCCACAGGAUUGGAAAGCUUCAAGAAAAACCAGGCUCAGUUUACACAGAUGUGCAUUACAACAAUAGCUAACUUGAUGCAAAAUAGUACAAAAGAAGGAACUUCACGGCAGUACUUUUCCAGAGACCGUGAAAUUGUGCCAUACAUUGACUCACAUUGGGAAUAUCUGACCACAAUGCCAAGAAGAGUCACCCAAUCCUGGCACUCAACAAUACAAAAGACCUUGAUGAAGGAAAAAGGUUUGAUAUUUGUUUGUCAAGAACCUGUGCCCGAAACAAUGGCAAGCGAUUGCAUGUUCGGUCUGUUGUCCUUGGAACUUGUAAAUAUCAGACCCAACUAUGAGGCGAUGGUUAGAGCAGGGCAUCUCAAACAAACCGACACGACUGGUGGCAAUAGUAAAAUAGCUAGACAUUUGACGUGUAUCUCACUCGACGUUUAUUUGACAUCUAUGAUUUUGUUUUUGAGUGUAGCCGGGAUUCGUGGUCGCGGCUAUAAACGUCGUGUACCCGAACAGUUUGGCGGAAAUCAGCGCAAAACUCGGAAUGAUCUUGGAACUCCUAAACUACCUGCUCAUGGUUAUCCUCUCGAUCAUCCGUUUAACAAGGAUGGUUAUCGGUACAUUUUAGCAGAACCCGAUCCGCAUGCUCCAUUUAGGCAAGAGUUUGAUGAGAGCAGUGAUUGGGCAGGGAAACCUAUUCCAGGCUGGUUGUACCGCAAAUUAAAUCCUUCCCAGGUUCUCCUGACUUUACAUGAUCGAGCACCUCAGAUCAAAGUUACAGAAGAUAGAAUGGCUGCCACGGGAGAAAAAGGAUAUUGUACCAUUCGCGCCACACAUUAUGUCAAUCGUGGGACAUGGUAUUGGGAGUGUACUAUCGAAGAAAUGCCUGAAUCGGCUGCUACUCGAAUCGGCUUUGCUCAAGCAUAUGGUAAUCUUCAAGCCCCAUUAGGAUAUGAUAAAUUUGGCUAUUCGUGGAGAUCCAGGAAAGGAACGGUAUUUCACGAAUCAAUGGGCAAGCACUUUUCGCAAGGGUACUGCGAAGGAGAUACAUUAGGCAUUCUUAUUGAAUUACCAGAUAUUCCAUCAGGCAACUAUAUUCCUCCAACUUACAAAGACAAGCCGUUGGUGAAAUUCAAGAGUCAUCUGUAUUAUGAGGACCGCGAUGAAGUGCAGGAAGAACUUCGUAACUUGAAGCCACUGAAGGGCGCCAAGAUUGAUUUCUACAAGAAUGGGAUUCAUCAAGGAACCGGUUUCCAGGAUAUUUACGCAGGGAAUUAUUUUCCGGCCCUAUCACUGUUCAAAAAUGUAACAGUCUCCGUUAACUUUGGGCCCAAUUUCAAGUUCGCCCCCAAAGAUGUUGCGUUCCGAGGCAUGCACGAGAGAGCAGAGGAGUCCAUCGCGGAGCAGGCAAUGGCCGAUAUGCUCUACCUAACUGAAAACGAAGGCCGUCUUCGUCUAGAUAACUUUGGUAUGUAAUUUCAAAACGGAAAUUUGUGCAACCAUGUUAUACGGCAAAGUAGUACUGAGGUUUCGAAACCUCGUGUCUGCUUAUUGUCUCCAUUUAUGUGUUCAUUGCAUUUCAAAGGGGUACCAUUUUGAUAUCCAGAAUAGACUAUCAUUUUUACCAUGGA
Daphnia magna is the source of this 2180-nucleotide messenger RNA. RefSeq names its product set1/Ash2 histone methyltransferase complex subunit ASH2 (gene ash2). Gene Ontology annotation, molecular function: protein binding; transcription cis-regulatory region binding. Gene Ontology annotation, cellular component: Set1C/COMPASS complex. The coding region runs from base 127 to 2025 and encodes 632 amino acids. Lineage: Eukaryota; Metazoa; Arthropoda; Branchiopoda; Diplostraca; Daphniidae. The transcript is spliced from 10 exons. The record is from RefSeq and is a predicted model, not a curated record.